AUGCACAAUUCGUAUACGUUCACCACUCACACCGGUUUCUUCAAGUACGACACAGUGGAUGGCGCCUCGCUCCCCGCGGUUGCGGCCAACUUUGGUCUGCAUGAAAACACGAGCUGGGCGGAGCUCUUGCAGACGCUACUCGAGCUCAACGUGCAAGGGUUGGUCACUGAUGGCUCGUCGUACAAGCUCGUGUUUGCUGGACGUCAUGGUCAAGGCUACCACAAUGUGGCUGAGAGUCAGUACGGUACUGAGGCUUGGGAUUCGUACUGGUCCAAGUUGACUACGGACGGCAAGCUCGUGUGGGGACCGGAUGCUCGGUUGACGCCGCUGGGCAUUCAACAGGCGCACGCGGUGAACGAAGCUUGGGUGGCGAUGCUCAAGCAGCCAGACCAUGCACCUCUGCCGACCAAGCUCUUCUCGAGCCCGCUCAGCCGUGCUCUGUCCACGCUCGAGAUUUCGUACGACAAGCUGCUGGUGAGCAACCCCAAUAAUACUUCCAGCACCUCUACGUCGCAGCCUCGAGCGCAAGUGGUGCAAUUGCAAAGCUUGCUUUCCCACCUCGAUCAAGCGCAGCUUCCAGAUGGACUCGAGAUGCAUCUUAAGAGGCUUUUCGGUUGGAUUGGCAGUGUUCCCUCGGAACUGGCUGCACAGCUGCAGAGCAUCCUCUGGCAACGCGCACACAACCAGAUCCCAGCAGGGCUUGGCCGACUGGUGCAAAACAUCAUGUCGCACUACGCUCCGCGGCCGGUUCCGCAGGUCAAGGAGCUCUUCCGAGAAGAGUACGGUGAACACACGUGCGACCAGCGACGCACUAAAUCGCAGAUCGCUGCUGACUACCCCAACGCUGUAUUCGAAGCUGGUUUCGCGCAACAGGAUCCACUCUGGACUACGACGCGUGAACAAGCUGACCACUUGGAUGAGCGCAUUCAUCAAGCAUUGACACAAAUGUGGAACGAAUCGCCGCUCGAUCAGGUCGUGUCUGUGACGAGCCACUCGGGCGUCAUGCAGAGCUUGUUCAGGGUUGUAGGUCAUUACCCGAUCAAGCCGGGAACGGGCGCGCUCGUUCCGUUGAUCAUCAAGGCUACACCGCGUAGGUGA
This is a messenger RNA of Mycosarcoma maydis (corn smut), 1098 nucleotides long. RefSeq lists its product as uncharacterized. Gene Ontology annotation, cellular component: cytoplasm. The coding region runs from base 1 to 1098 and encodes 365 amino acids. The record is from RefSeq and is a predicted model, not a curated record. The transcript has a single exon. Gene Ontology annotation, molecular function: phosphatase activity. NCBI's taxonomy places the organism in Eukaryota, Fungi, Basidiomycota, Ustilaginomycetes, Ustilaginales.